Geodia barretti is the source of this 1055-nucleotide messenger RNA. The record is from the annotation of a GenBank genome assembly. Lineage: Eukaryota; Metazoa; Porifera; Demospongiae; Tetractinellida; Geodiidae.
UAUAUCGACGACUGCACAUUCGCCCUGGCCUCGAUCUCACCCUCGAUACACUGCACAGAGACCAAGGAAGAAUGCUGAGACAGGCGGCAAGAAAGCUGGCUCCCUCUCUCUCCCGGAGACCAUCGAGACCUCUACUGGCCGUCAGUCAUCUCUCCACCUCAUCCCCCGCCAGAGGCGAAUAUGAGUUCAUCAUCUCUGAGAAGAGAGGGGAGGGGGGUUGUGUUGGACUUGUCACCCUCAAUAGACGCAAGGCUCUGAAUGCUCUCUGUGACGGUCUGAUGUCUGAGCUACGAGAGGCUCUGGCUACCUUCGACAGUGAUCCAGGAGUCGGGGCGAUGGUCCUGACUGGCAGCGAGAAGGCCUUCGCGGCUGGAGCCGACAUUGCCGAGAUGCAACCUCUCACCUUCCAGUCCUGCUACAGCCAACAGUUCCUCGGUAACUGGGAUGCGAUAUCCAGGAUCACGAAGCCAGUGAUAGCGGCCGUCAACGGAUAUGCUCUGGGAGGCGGCUGCGAGGUUGCCAUGGUGUGUGACAUCAUCUAUGCUGGGGAGAAGGCCCAGUUUGGCCAGCCGGAGAUCGCCCUAGGAACACUCCCUGGUGGAGGUGGGCACUCAGAGACUCAUCAGAGCCAUCGGGAAGAGCCGCGCCAUGGAGAUGAUCGUCACCGGAGAGAGGAUGUCGGCUCAAGAGGCACUCUCGCUAGGACUAAUCAGCAAGGUCUUCCCACCGAAUCCCUCGUCGACGAAGCCAUACAGCUCGGAGAGCGCAUAUCUGGCUUCUCAAAGAUCGCCGUGGCAAUGUGCAAAGAGGCGGUCAAUGCCGCAGAACAGCUGCCUCUCAAUGAAGGAUUGAAGUAUGAGAAGAAGUUGUUCUACUCUUCAUUUGCCACUGAUGACAGGAGGGAGGGAAUGACUGCCUUCCUGGAGAAGAGAACGCCACAGUGGGCCGACUGUUAGAAAUUUUUCAUGGACAAUAACAUUUAUUCACUGCUCAAGCGCAAUGCCACCGCACAAAAAAACGCGGGCCCGGCCCGCCCCUUUUCCGACACGUUUGUG